AUGAUCCAUAAAGUGCCAGUGUUAGUGGCCAAGCUCAUAGGAAUACUGUUUCUAGUAUGGGUGCUUCUUUCAACAAUACUCCCGCAGACACUUCUUAAAUAUUCGGACCCGCAGAUCCAAAAGUCCCGCUUUGUUAAGCCCACUUAUCCCUAUAACUCGCUUACGUCUCCAUCUCCUCUUCCCAUACAGAAUUCCACCGUGUACUUUGUCAUUGGGCAUCCUGAUGACGAGGUGAUGUUCUUUGCGCCUGCCCUCGUAGAAGUGGCCAAGCCUAAACAUAAUAAUAAAGUCCGUUUGGUGUGUUUCUCUAGAGGAGACGCCGUGGACGUCUCGAUGGGAGCUAUUAGAUCGCAAGAGCUUCGUAAUUCCGCCAGAAUCUUGGGCAUCGAAGCCGCCGACGUGAUUGUCCUUGACAACUACGCCGACGGCAUGGAUGUCGAAUGGGGAGCGCAGAACAUCUCGUCUAGUUUGACUGGGAUUAUGGACCCCUCCACUAUGGCUAGCUCUGUGGUAGUAACCUUUGACCAAAACGGAGUUUCAAACCAUCCUAAUCAUAUUCUGUUGUAUCAUGGCUGCAAGAAGUUCUUCGAUUCGAAGCUGACUUCGGGCGCCAAACUCUAUGUGCUCAAGAGUUUGAGUUUCUGGGAGAAGUACUCGUUCACCUUAUUGACAAACAUUGAACUCCUCGUGGACUUUGUCUCACGCUUCAUCCUCAGCAAUUUCUUGAAGGUUAACAUUAACAUCAGCUUCUUCGAUACAUUCGCAGGAAAACAAUUACCUUCCAUUAAAGUCUAUUCGGACCUCAACAUGUUGAGUUUGUCGUAUGCGGCCAUGGCCUAUGGACAUUUCAGUCAAAUGGUUUGGUUCCGUUAUGGGUGGUUGAUCUUCAGCAGGUACUUGACCUUCAAUCAUCUCAUACAAGUGAACUAA
This is a messenger RNA of Australozyma saopauloensis, 930 nucleotides long. Its product is annotated as N-acetylglucosaminylphosphatidylinositol deacetylase. Gene Ontology annotation, molecular function: N-acetylglucosaminylphosphatidylinositol deacetylase activity. Lineage: Eukaryota; Fungi; Ascomycota; Pichiomycetes; Serinales; Metschnikowiaceae. Gene Ontology annotation, cellular component: endoplasmic reticulum. The transcript has a single exon. The coding region runs from base 1 to 930 and encodes 309 amino acids. The record is from RefSeq and is a predicted model, not a curated record. Gene Ontology annotation, biological process: GPI anchor biosynthetic process.